Molecule: messenger RNA, 205 nt
Organism: Funneliformis geosporum
Lineage: Eukaryota; Fungi; Glomeromycota; Glomeromycetes; Glomerales; Glomeraceae
Source: the annotation of a GenBank genome assembly
UAAUUAUUUUUCAAGGUGUCUGGAUAUUUUUGGCAGAUGUGAAUAUACGGAAUUAUGGCCUUGGAACAGCAUGGAUAUCUAUUAUAAAUGUAUAAACAAGAAAUUUAGGUUAGAAGUUGGACUUCCAAAGGAAGAGAAGAUUUCCGAGAAUGGCUUCUACGAAGUAUGCGAAAGGAGCGCGGCUUCCACUUUUGAAAGAAAAUAA